AUGUUGUUCUAUUCAUUCUUCUGAUUUCCUCUGGGAUUUGCAUUACGUAUUGUGUUAUGGGCACUUUACAAUUAGUAUCUUCAGCAGAUAUGGCAAAACGGGGAGGCUCAACAAGAAUACUAUUUCCCAUUCUAAUUAAAUCUAAUUUGGAUUCAUCGAUUUCGAAUUAGAGUUUUUAAUUAGGGCGAAUGUGUAUGAUUUGAGCGUGCAAGUGUGUGUGGGGUAGUAUUACUAUUGUAAUCAUGUUUGCUCUAUGCUCUAUUAAUUGUGAUGCUUAGAUAUUUUGGGCUCAUCUCUCUUCACUUGACAACAGAAAACACUAUCUCAUCGUAACAAAGGGAUUGAGUUUAGUUUUGAUUUGGAAACCAUAAUUGUGAACAAUGUUGCUUGAUUCAUCAAUGCAACUGAAUGGCUUCCACAAACAGAGUUCAUGUUUUAGUUAGAUGGAUGAUAUGUUACAAUUAAAUGGUAAUUGUGCGUCGUAACGACAGUUGUUAUCUUCAAGAAAAUAAGGGAUCAAAACUAGAAAGUGGAAAUGAAAAGGUAGGUAUAAGUCCAGCAAUAACAUCUGAUAGAGGAAAAGGGAAAAGUAAGAUGUCAAAGCAAAUUACACAUGGAUAUCAUUUGGUGGAGGGAAAAUCAGGGCACGCCAUGGAAGAUUAUGUUUUUGCUGAAUUUAGACAAGUGGAUGAAAAUGAGCUUGGUCUGUUUGCUAUAUUUGAUGGGCAUUUGAGUCGAGAGAUCCCUAACUAUCUCAAAUCUCAUCUUUUUAACAACAUUCUGAAAGAGCCGGACUUUUGGAGUGCAAGUGAUGCUGCUAUCAGGAGAGCAUAUCGCAUAACUGAUAGCACGAUACUGGAGAAAGCCAAGGAUCUGGGAAAAGGGGGUUCCACAGCUGUGACAGCUAUAUUGAUCAAUUGUCAGAAGCUCGUGGUUGCCAAUGUUGGAGACUCUCGUGCAGUGAUUUGCAAGAAUGGUGUGGCGAAGCAGUUAUCAAUUGAUCAUGAGCCUGAAAAGGAAAGGGACACUAUUGAGAACAAGGGUGGCUUCGUAUCAAAGUUUCCAGGUGAUGUGCCGCGUGUUGAUGGACAACUAGCAGUAGCAAGGGCAUUUGGCGAUAAAACUCUCAAGGAUCAUCUUAGUUCAGAACCAGAUGUGAUAGUAGAGAUUAUAGAUGAUGAAACUGAAUUUAUGAUCUUGGCCAGUGAUGGUGUUUGGAAGGUUAUGUCGAAUCAAGAUGCAGUGAACUGCAUCAGGCAAAUCAAAGAUGCCCGAUCCGCAGCUAAACGACUAAAUGAAGAAGCACUUGCUAGAAAAAGCACAGACGACAUCUCCUCUAUUGUUGUAAGGUUCGGCUAGGUUUUUUCUUUUAUGUUUCUUGGACAAGGUAUGAUUUGGAUAGUUGGCAUAGCUUGUAGAUCACAACCUUAUUAGACCACUUUAUAUUUUGGUGUAUCGUUUAUAGAUAACAUGAUUAUCUCUGUCA
Molecule: messenger RNA, 1486 nt
Organism: Salvia miltiorrhiza (redroot sage)
Lineage: Eukaryota; Viridiplantae; Streptophyta; Magnoliopsida; Lamiales; Lamiaceae
Product: probable protein phosphatase 2C 39
Exons: 5
Coding region: 466-1359 (297 amino acids)
Biological process (GO): protein dephosphorylation
Cellular component (GO): nucleus; cytosol
Molecular function (GO): protein serine/threonine phosphatase activity
Source: RefSeq, a predicted model, not a curated record